Messenger RNA from Stegodyphus dumicola, 661 nucleotides. It is a transcript of the gene Acat1, whose product is annotated as Acetyl-CoA acetyltransferase 1. The record is from RefSeq and is a predicted model, not a curated record. Gene Ontology annotation, molecular function: acetyl-CoA C-acetyltransferase activity. Lineage: Eukaryota; Metazoa; Arthropoda; Arachnida; Araneae; Eresidae. Gene Ontology annotation, cellular component: mitochondrion. Gene Ontology annotation, biological process: fatty acid beta-oxidation.
UGGCAAUCUGUUUUUAUUUACAUUUGUUGCUUAUCGCCCGCAAAUUAAUUCGAGAGUUUGAAUCAUGAAUCUCCAUCGCGUUAACACAUCAUUAAAAGUGUUUUAUAAACAUAUACAGAAAUCAAAUGGAAAUUUUGGCACAUUUCGCCAGAAACAUAACGAUGUAGUCAUUGCUUCUGCUAUCAGAACACCUAUUGGAUCUUUCCGCAGCUCUUUGGCUCCUUUGACAGCACCUAAGCUAGGGGCAGUUGCUAUACAAGGUGCUGUAAAUGCAGCAGGCAUUCCCAAAGAAGCUGUUCAGGAAGUUUAUAUGGGACAAGUUUUACAAGCUGGAGCAGGACAAGCUCCUGCAAGACAAGCUGCUCUUGGAGCUGGCCUUCAAAUUUCAACACCCUGUACCACUGUUAACAAAGUAUGUGCAUCUGGAAUGAAGUCUGUAAUGCUUGCUACUCAGAGUCUUAUGUUAGGACAUCAGAAUGUAAUGGUAGCAGGUGGUAUGGAAAGUAUGUCUAAUACCCCUUAUUAUUUAGCACGAGGGGAGACUCCAUAUGGUGGUGUAAAUCUCUUGGUCAGUUAUUUCUAUAGUACUUUUUGCUUUUGUAACUUUCUAAAUUUUGAUGAUUAUUUAAUUAUUUCAUUUUCGUAGCAUUACAUAUUGAUA